Dermacentor silvarum is the source of this 1862-nucleotide messenger RNA. RefSeq lists its product as uncharacterized. Gene Ontology annotation, cellular component: nucleus; cytosol; preribosome, small subunit precursor. The coding region runs from base 183 to 1814 and encodes 543 amino acids. The transcript is spliced from 10 exons. Lineage: Eukaryota; Metazoa; Arthropoda; Arachnida; Ixodida; Ixodidae. The record is from RefSeq and is a predicted model, not a curated record. Gene Ontology annotation, biological process: protein phosphorylation; maturation of SSU-rRNA. Gene Ontology annotation, molecular function: ATP binding; protein serine/threonine kinase activity.
CUUGUUUGGUCUAGCGAUUGCGCAUGGUGCAUGCUUUCUUGCUAAAGUGUGGUGUUUUCGCCGAAUAUCGCAUUUUAUAAGUUCGUAAUGUAUAUUCCGUGCUGUGGUAACCAGACAGUGGGCUAAACAGAGGUGUAUAAGCGGUUGUAGGUGCACUGUGUAACGUGCCAACUACAGUCAAGAUGGGAAAACUUAACCUUACUUUGCUUAGGUACAUGUCGUCUGACGACUUCAGAGUCUUGACUGCGGUUGAAAUGGGAAUGAAAAACCACGAACUUGUGCCUGGGGCACUUGUCGCCACCAUUGCCAACCUAAAACAUGGAGGAUGUCACAAACACCUCCGAGAGCUGUGCAAACAAAAACUUCUUUCCUACGAACGUGGCAAGAGAUACGAUGGUUACCGGUUGACAAACAUGGGGUACGAUUACCUUGCGCUCAAGACUCUCUGUUCACAGGGUUUGGUGAAUUCCGUCGGCAACCAAAUUGGUGUAGGGAAAGAAUCAGAUAUAUAUGUGGCAGCAAAUGAAGAAGGAAGGGACCUGGUGCUCAAGAUAAGCCGGUUGGGGCGAGUAUGCUUCCGCAAACUGAAAGAAAAGAGAGACUACCACAAACAUCGUAACAAGGCCUCUUGGCUCUACCUGUCAAGAUUGGCCGCUGUAAAGGAGUUUGCAUUCAUGAAGGCUCUUCAUGACAGAGGGUUUCCUGUACCUGAGCCGGUGGGCUUCAACCGUCACUGCAUCCUUAUGGAGCUCAUCAAUGGGCACCCAUUGUGCCAUGUUCAUGACUUGGAAGAUCCAGCCCAGCUGUAUGACCAGCUCAUGGAUUUACUCAUUAAGCUUGGCAACUGUGGCCUCAUACAUGGAGACUUUAAUGAAUUCAACUUGAUGCUUAAUGCUGAAGACAAGCCCACGCUGAUUGAUUUUCCACAGAUGAUGUCCACAUCCCAUCCCAAUGCUGAGUGGUACUUUGAUAGGGAUGUCAACUGCGUGAGGGAGUUCUUCAAGAAGCGUUUUGGCUAUGAAAGUGAACUUUUUCCCAAGUUCAGCGAUAUAGAGAGAGAUGACACCCUUGACCUUGAGACAGCUGCCAGUGGCUUUUCGAAAGAGGUUAAGGAAGAACUGGAGGAGGCUGUGCAACAGAUGAAAGAAGAUUCCGAAGAGGAUUCUGGUGAGGACGAGAAGGAAUCUUUGAAUGACGUGCAUGAUUCACAUCAGCCCAGCUCGUCUCACAAAGACCAGCACACGGCCAAGGCAACACAGAAGACCACGAGUUGCAUGAUGGAACGUUUUAUUACUGACACUCAACUGCAAUCCAAAGAAAGAGAAAACAUCCAAAAUCAGCAAGAUAGCAGCGAGACCAUUCUUGAGGAUUGCCAAGACACAUCCCUUACCACAGAAGCAAAAGAAACAGAAAGAAACGCCUGCCGUAGAGAUGCCAGCAACAGUGUUGAGCCAGUGCAGCUAUCUGAUGCCAGCAUUUCCUCACUUUCACUGAGAGAUUCACAGGAGAAAGAAGCGGACAGUGAAGACAAGGACACAGUCCCGGAAUUGAUCCCGCAGGAUGGAAGUGACGAACAACCUGUAGCAACGCACACAAGGAGUGAAGACAGCAGAAGCGUCAGGACCUAUUACAGCAUGACAAGCUGUACCACAAUUGCGCCUGAAGAAAUCAAGGCACGUGUAAAGAAGCAGCUGACCAGCAAGGAGCGUGCACGGAGCAAGAAAGUUGUUGUCAAGGGCGAAGCCAGCGCCGUGACUCGACAGAGGCGCGAUAACAGGGACACUAUGAAACAGGACCUCCAUAUCUGGGGGUGAAGCUGCAAUGUGGGGCUCAACCCCAUAAUAAACAUGUUGCUAUGCUCA